AUGGGUACGCACCAUUGGCCACCGGGUCCGACCGAGACCAGCCCGGCAACCCACCGUCUCCUCUCCGCCGCCAAUUACUUCCUCCGUGACCGCAACUUCUCCGACUGCCGGAACUACGCCCUCCGCGCACGCGACUCCGACACGACCCACCCCACCCCAACCGCGAUCCUCGCCGUGGCCACCGUCCUCUCCGCCCCGGCCAUAUCCCCGGCCCGUCACGACUACUACGCCGUCCUCAGCCUCCCGCAUUUCGAGCCCGACGCCGUUCGUAUCCGGGACAGUUUCAGAACCCUAGCCUCCAAUCUGAACCCCAGCGUGAACCCCUACCCGUUCGCGGACGAGGCCUUGCGACUGAUUCUGACGGCGUGGUCCGUGCUGUCUAACCCUGAAGAGAGGGCCAGGUUCGACGAGGAGCUGAGGACGAGCCUGUCCGCUUCGGAUGGUGGCGGUCUACGCGGCAAUUGUACGUCAGGGAAUGAUGCUGGUACAUUCUGGACGAUUUGCCCUUAUUGCUAUUACGUGUACGAAUUCGAGGGGAUUUAUCAGGAUUGUUGUGUGAGGUGUUCGAACAAGAAGUGCAGAAGGGUGAUGCACGCGGUGGCUAUCGAUGGGCCCCCGCCGCCACCAGACGUGGUGGAGAAGGGCCAGUACUUGUGUACCGCUUCUGAUGGUGGCAGCAGACACGGCAAUUGUACGUCAGGGAAUGAUGCUGGUACGUUCUGGACGAUUUGCCCUUAUUGCUAUUACGUGUACGAAUUCGAGGGGAUUUAUAAGGAGUGUUGUGUUAGGUGUUCGAACGAGAAGUGCAAAAGGGUGAUGCAGGCGGUGGCUAUCGGUGGGCCCCCACCGCCGCCAGACUUGGUGGAGAAGGGCCAGUACUUGUGUACCGGGUUUGUGCCUUUGGGGUUUUCUGGUGGUGGUGGUGGUGGGAAAGUCGUGGAGAAAUUGUGGGGCCCAUUUGAGCCUCGGGUAGUAGGGUUGAGUAGUAAGGUGGGAGAUCAAAAUGCUGCUAGUAAUGGAGAAGGGGCUGCGAUUAAUGUUUAUGAUGAUGAGAUGCCGCCAACUGAAGGUAUUGGAACAGUUGGUACUGAUCUCAACCGUGGUGAAAGGGAGAAAUUUGAAAAUGGCGAAAUGAAAGAUUUAAACGGUGAAGGGUUUAUGAGUGGGAAUGAGAUUGGGUUCAUGGAGAGUGGUGUGAAGGAGGGGAGAACGAGGAGGAAAAAAUCUGUGCUGUGGAACUCGAAGAAGCUGAUGGGAAGAGGAGUGGGGAUUGAUGAAAAUCAGGCUAACUUGAUUUAUGGAUCUGGUGAAACUGGGGAUUCGAAUGCGACUGAAAACAGUGAAGAGGAGUUGGAGCUUGGGAUUGAAGGUGAAGUGAGCAAUGGUGUUGCGAUUGCGAGUGGGGUGGAGUUCUUCGAGGGGGAUGAUGACGUGUUGCAUGGUCUGCAGUGUGAUUUCGACUUGAGUGAUGAGGAGCGUGAGCUUUCAAAUGUUUAG
Messenger RNA from Striga asiatica, 1497 nucleotides. The record is from the annotation of a GenBank genome assembly. Lineage: Eukaryota; Viridiplantae; Streptophyta; Magnoliopsida; Lamiales; Orobanchaceae.